GGCUCGCCCGCAGGUGUGACCUCAGCCUUUUCUGAGUGUUUCUGAAAUAACUCUGAUAUCUUUAAAAAGCGGUUCUGAGAACCUCGGAGUGGGGGCUCUGACGGUAGAACUUAGAAGGCCUGGGGGCCCUGUGUGCUCAGGGGCGUGCGGGGACCUGUGACGGGCCCAAGGCAGGAGUAGGGGGAGAAAAAGCCAGGGCCCUGGUGCGUGCGAGAUGGGGAAGGGAGGAGGAAGGUGUCCAAGGGACUGUUCACGGAGAGAGAGGGAGUCGGCUCCCUGGUUACCUGGCGAGCGGUGUGGUUGAGGCGUGUGACCCUGUGGUGGCAUGGACUGUGGCGACUAGAGUCCACAUCUUGCCUCCCUUGCUUCUCCCAAAUGUGAAGCUUGGCUCUUCCCUGCCUGCCCACCCACCACGUACCCAUGGCCACGUUCUAGGUGGGGCGCUCUAAGGGGAAAGCUCCCGCCAAGGUCAUCGAGGAUCGGCCCGGGGAACCUGGCGUCUGUGCUGUGGUUCCAGGCUGGGCUGGGCGCUUUCUGUCCCGUUUGCUGGAGGUGGCAGUGGUGGCCGUGCUUAGGGUCAUGCACGGAUGCUCUCCUGAGAUGCAACAGUGGAAUAGCCUUAUUGCACCAACCUUCCUGCCUCUGGAAGUUAGACGCCUGCCUUUCUUGGAAAGACGGACUUCACAUCAGCCAAGACUCUAGUGGCCACUCCCUGGAGGCUUUGUGGACAGCUGGGGGAGGGGGGCGUCCAGUUUGUAGGGAAAGGCUAGUCUGUCUCUGCACAGAGCCUUCUUCCAGGAUAUUCUCUCCUGCUGACGGGGUCAGACGGCAUCUGGAAUGUUGGUGUGGCUUCUGAUGGAGGUCUGAACCUGUUCCAGGAAGAGGGAGAUGGGGCUUGUCAUCCAGGGGCACCUGGGAAGUUCACGGCUGGGCUUCUCAAAGGUUAAAGUGCAUCCGCAUUGCCCAGGGACCUUUAAAAUACAGAGUCUGGUGCUGGGGUGGAGCCUGGGACUCUGCAUUUCUGGCCAGCUCCCAGAGGACAGCUGUGCUGCUGGUGCAGGGGCCCCACUUUGGGGAUGAUGUUUGUAAAGAAUGCAGACUUACCAGUCACCUUCUGAUGGAAUGUUGGGGAGCAUUAGGGGUUCCGGGGGUCUGGCCCUGGCCGCAGGCCAUGGCAGGGAUGUUCCUGGGGAAGAGGGAUCAGCAAAGAAGAUGUACCCUAAGGGACCUCCAGGGAGCACGGGGAGAGCUCAGGUAAGCUCUCGGGCAGGGACUGAGGCCUGCGGUGCCCGAACUGAGGUGGACUGUUCGAGUCCCGGCGUGUGUGGGGAACAGCUAUCUGCUACCAGGCUCAGAACAAGCCUGAGCUGGAUGCGGGGUGAAUCCCAGCUUCUGGGGAAAGUCCAGGAAUCUGGUCGCUGAGCACGUAGAACUCAAUCGUGUGUGAUUCUUGGAAUGACUGGGAAGGGGCCGACAGGCCCAUCAGGAUGGAAGAACUCACCAGAAUUCAUGGUGCUCUGAGGUCGUGAGGCAGAAUCGCAGGUGUUCGGGGCCCAGGCAGCAUGCUGGGUCUGCUCUCGUGCCCCUGAACCUGCGUCUGUACUUGAAUGUGACUUUUUUUCCCUCUUGCAAAAGCUGCGCGUCCUUAAAGCAGACAGAUUAAGACCAACAUCCAGAAUCAUUGAGUAUUAGGAUAUAUAAAGAGAGGAAGGAAAGAAAGGGAAACCUGAGAAACCCUUGGAGACCAUCUGGUCCAACUUCUGUAUUUUCGAGAUGAGGAAAUUGAGGCCUCCCGGCAGAGAGGAAUUGCUUGCUCAAGAUCUCACAGCAAGGCAGCGGCCGCGGCCAGGCACUCGGGCCUCCUGUGCACCUCUCACAUUGUCCGCACGGAGCUACAGAGCGGUAGGGGGUGGGGGAGGGGGGUCCCAGCCUUGGACAGCGAUGUCCUCGGCUGUCGCCAUCUAUCUGGGACCCGCAGCAGAGUUCAGAAAGGUCGGCUGAGCUGGGUUGGUUGCAAGGGCGCCCCUUGCUGACCCGUGGAGACCGUUGCCGCCUCUGUUAGCCUUCCUCUGCCUCCAGUGCCUGUGGUUCAGAACCAGCCAGGACUCGCUGGGAGCCAGCCCGCGGUCACAGGUCUUUGAGUGGAGCCACUUGGAGCUCUGUGCCACACGGUGGCCGAGAUGAACCUCCUUGGUGACCACACAUGCUGCCCCUGGAGUUUUGGUGCCAGUGAACCUGCACCUGGCGGCCGCCAAGCUGGACCAGCUGGAUCGCAGCCACAGAAACCUGGAAUGGUCCCCCCACCGCCAGGAGAGGAAAGCCAGAUUAUCCUCCUUCCGCCUGGCUGGCAGAGUUACUUGUCUCCUCAGGGUCGGCGUUACUAUGUCAACACGACCACCAAUGAGACCACCUGGGAACGCCCCAGCAGUUCUUCUGGGAUUCCAGCCAGCCCUGGCCCUCACAGGAGCUCUCUGCCUCCGACAGUGAAUGGAUACCACGCGGCAGGGACCCCAGCGCACCCUCCCGAGACUGCCCACAUGAGUGUCCGAAAAUCCACCGGUGAUUCCCAGAACCUGGGAUCCUCGUCACCAGGCAAAAAACAGAGCAAGGAGAACACCAUCACAAUAAACUGCGUGACGUUUCCUCAUCCGGACACGAUGCCAGAGCAGCAACUGCUGAAACCUACAGAGUGGAGCUAUUGUGACUACUUCUGGGCUGAUAAGAAGGACCCCCAAGGCAACGGCACCAUGGCUGGGUUUGAACUGCUCCUUCAGAAACAACUAAAGGGCAAACAGAUGCAGAAGGAAAUGUCAGAAUUCAUCCGGGAGAGGAUAAAGAUUGAAGAGGAGUAUGCAAAGAACUUAGCUAAGCUCUCUCAGAACUCCUUGGCUGCACAGGAGGAAGGCUCCCUGGGAGAAGCGUGGGCCCAGGUGAAGAAGAGCCUCGCGGACGAGGCGGAAGUUCACCUCAAGUUCUCCGCCAAGCUUCAUAGCGAGGUCGAGAAGCCCCUGAUGAACUUCCGGGAGAACUUUAAGAAGGACAUGAAAAAGUGUGAACACCACAUCACCGACCUCCGUAAGCAGCUUGCCAGCCGUCACGCCGCAGUGGAGAAGGCCCGGAAGGCCCUCACAGAGAGGCAGAGAGACCUGGAGAUAAAGACCCAGCAGCUGGAGAUCAAGCUGAGCAACAAGACAGAGGAGGAUAUCAAGAAGGCGAGGAGGAAGUCCACGCAGGCUGGAGAUGACCUCAUGCGCUGCGUGGAUCUCUACAACCAGGCCCAGUCCAAGUGGUUUGAAGAGAUGGUGACCACCACACUGGAGCUAGAGCGGCUGGAGGCGGAGAGGGUAGAGAUGAUUCGACAACAUCUAUGCCAGUAUACACAGCUGCGGCACGAGACAGACAUGUUCAACCAAAGCACAGUCGAGCCUGUGGACCAACUGCUUCGGAAAGUGGACCCAGCCAAAGACAGGGAGCUGUGGGUCAGAGAGCACAAGACAGGCAACAUCCGCCCCGUGGACAUGGAGAUUUAGACGGGCAUGCACGGCCCCGGGGGUCCUGCCAAGGAGAGGGGCCGGGGGGUCCCAUGGAGAGCAGGUGGCCAGGGGGCUGCUGCUGAGUGCAGCUGUCCUCCCGCCCACUGUCCGGGUCUGCUGAGCUGGUGAUUCCAGAAAGGCGGCCCCGCCGGGAGCUGCCCGUGUCCCCAGGCCAAGAAGACCGAUCCACAGCCCUGCCCUUGUCUCCGAGGCUGAAGCCCCCCGAUUCCUGUCCUGUGCUUGCUGCUCCGAGAACAGACUGAGGCUGGAACUUUAUGGUCCCUGCUGCACCCUGUAGGGGUCACAUCCCCACCCAGAGCUGGCUGCGUCGCACGCUUGUGUCCCCGGAAGCCCCAAGGCCCUGCCUCCAGCUGUGUGGCGGGCUUUGGAGGGUCAUGGGAGAAAGGUCCCUGUCUCCAACCCAGGACGAGGGUCGGAAUCGUGGAUAGAAGGCACCGUUCAGCUCAACAGCCCGCACCCAGAACCUCUUGCGGCCCGCCCUCUUAGUUUUUUUUUUCCCCCCGUUGCAUUCUGGAAACCCACAUCCUGGCUCUUCCUUUGCCACUUUUCAUCGUCUGGGGUCUUGGGAAUAAGGCCUGGUUCCUCUCUACCCAGACUGACCCUGCCUGGAGAGGUCAGGACGGAACUACCUCAUUCAGCACAUCGGCCCCAAGUCAGAGUGUUGAGUCGUGUUUUUAUAUUUGGUCAGGCAUCUCCUGUCAGGUCUCUGGGCUGGAAACCUUCCUCCAACCCAGCCCUCGGCUGUUUCCUCAAGGAAGCUCCCGCCCCCACCCCCUCCCGGGCUCUUACUGGGGCUGGGUCGGUCCCCUGUGGGAGAUGGGUUGGGAUGGGUCUUUGCCACCCCCAGAGGGCUCCCCCUGCUUGUGCGUGGGGGGUGGGGGGGUGACUCUCCAACCCCCCCCCACCGGCAACCCCCAUGAGGCUUUCGCUCCCUCGUGGACACCGUGCGGACAUGGCAGAUGGUCCUGGCUUCCAGGCAGUGUCCUGUCACCUUGACCUCCGCUUCUGCACGUUCCAGAGCCCUGCUUGGUGCUGGUGCCCCCUUCCCCUUUUGCCACCCCCCCCACCGAAUUCCUGGGAAAGCCGGGUUGGUGCGUGACUUGGGAAGCUUUCAGCCCGUCCCAUUGGGUCCUCGUUCAUCAGUCUCUCCCUUUAUAGAAACACGGCAAACAACCUGGUGCAGCAUCUAACCCUGAGAAUUGGCUCCAGGGGACCCGUAGAAGUGCCCCCUGAAGGUGGGCGUGGUCACACGGCCAGCAGGGGGCAGAGUCUAGCCCAGAACCCGUGCCCUGAGAGCCCAUCUUUCUUAGUUCGUUUUUCCCUUCGAUUACUUUGGACGUGCAGGGUCCAUACCCCGCCCCCACCCCACCCCCCAACACACACAAGGUCACGAUUCUAAGAGCACAACUCGCUGGUCCCUGGGUCUCACGUGCCGGGAGUUGAUGACUUCAAGUCUUUCGGCCCCUCUUUCACUGAUUCAGAAUUACCGCCUCACAGCUUCUAGUAGAAAGAUGCUGAGUAUUCUAGAGCAAGCCAGACGUUGUCGCUUUUCUUCUUGAACUGUCCCCGACCCAGAAAGGCCAGCGUGAAAGCCUUCCCCAGCACGAGAGUGUGAGAAUGGGUGUGUCCCUGCCACGGAGGACCACAGCUUCCAGAUCUGGGGUUGGUGCCCAUGACACCAGCGACCAAUUUUAGGAUGUUAUUUCUGGGUUUCUCUAUUCAAAAUGGGUGCUAGCAGUCAUCGCUUUGUGGCUUAGUAAACUAAUUCGUGGGUGAUUUUCAAAUGUUCAAAGCCAGCAAGUAGCCUUGUUACUAACACAGAUAUUUUGAGUGCGAUACGUACGGCUCGUUGAUUUUGUUUUCUCCUUCCCGUGUGAGGAUUCUUGAGUCUUCCUUUGCUCCCUGGGACAGGGGGAGCUCUCUUGCCUUUUCCAGGGGAGCCUGGAUUGGGCCCCGUGUGGGCCGGUCUAUUUUCCGGAAUCAUUCUUCCCGCCCCCCCCCUCCCCCACGUUAGUACACACUUCUUUUCUUUGCUUUUCGUUGUCCUCUCCUCCUCCGUUCGUUGGGAAUUUAGAGAAGGCUGGGCAGUGCGCUGAGAUCUGGGGACAAGACCGGGCACGGGAUCUCUUCGUUUGUGUAGACUUAGACUUUUUUCACCGGGGCUCUUGCAAUUCGGCGACCUUGGCAUUCACACCCAAGUACUCUCUGCAGCAUUGAGGUUUCCUGAGAUCCUGUUAAUGCUGGUAGAUCCGCGUUCAUUCAUUCACUCGCUCACUCGUUCACUUAUCGAGCGAUACUGGGCAUGAGCCAGGAGGGGUGCUGGAAACGUAGCCGCAUGUGAGACCGGCACUCUCUCCCCAUCCCCUUUGUUCUCCACGCAGACAAGGGGCUCUUGAGAGGUCUUUCUGGACAGUGAGAGCAUUGCAUCUGUCCCACAUUCGACCCACCUGGAGCCUGUAAUGAGAACACAAACCACCGCCAGUGUGGGGUCCACCAUUGGAUGGCAGGUGGACAGGUGGACAGUCACAAGAGUGUAAUCACCUGGUCACCAGAGCUUGCAGCCCGUAUCCGACUGGGAUCUCAGAGAUCUCUCUUGUUUCUUGUAAAUAACUCUCCUCUCUUCACAAAGAGGAAUAACGAAGCCCAAGGCCGGCCAGCGAGCCCAGUGAUUGAAGAGCACGGUCUAUUCAUGGGGCUCCUGCCCUGGGGGGGGAACUGAGCUUAGGGUGAAGUCUAGAAUGUCCCAAAGCGAGCUUUGGGAGUAGCGUUCUGUCUCGUUGUUGCCGUUCUCUUUUGUUCUUGCGUUCGGGUUAGAAGAGGGUGUGGCCGGGCGUAUUCGGGAGUGUGUCUGGAAUGUUCCUGAGCACCUCCAUUGUUCUCUUUCUCGGAACAGGUGGGUCCUUCUCCCUGCCCCCCGGGAAACAUGGACGCACCUCGUUUGGUCAGUGAAAGCCAGAUCGUUGAGAAAAGAAAUGUAAGACAAAUGGUGUGCAGAGUAAGUCGGUUUCCACGACAGUGUCUGGGAGAAAUCUCUUGUUCCUUCUUUUUUUUUUUUUUUUUUUUUUUUCCUGUCGCCUUCAAUCACUAUUGCAAAGCACCGGCCAGCAGAGCCAUAGGGUAGCUGCGAUCAAGACCACGUUGGGUCUCCUUUCUACCCUCCACCCCCCUCCUGUCGAGCCAGGAGCAUUUCUGCAGUAGGAGGCCCCCCUCAUCGGGGCUGGUUAGCAACUGAAGCAGACGGGAACGCUGUGCAUGUGCACAAACCAGGGCUUUCUAAUCCCUUUGUGAGAACCAGUCGAUUACUGGAUGAGUGGAUGGGUGCAUGAACAUCUCGGGCUGAGCCAAACUCCCUUCUUGGAAACACAAGCCAUAAACUUCAAAGGACAGCAAAGACUUUGGCUCGUUUUAAGUGAUUUCGCUUCCAGCCGUGCGUGGCCUUGACAGGGAGAUCUUAAACAGGAUCCUGUGCUGGUGGUCGUGUAGACAGAGAAAGCACUUUAAAGAUGUGAAGUGAGGUACAGAUCUGCAUAUUCCCCCCCCCAACCCCCUCGCUCCUCCAAGACCUACUGCCUUUUCUUUUCUUCAGGUUUAUCGAGAGGUAUUUGACGUAACAGUAUCGGGGCUCAUUGAUGUGCAGUGAGAGUCCCCCCGGCCCGUGAGUUUUGACAAAUGCACCACCAAAAUCAACAUAAUAUUUCUAUCACUCCUGAAAAUUCCCUGUGGCUCCCUUACGGUCGAUCCACUCCUGUCCCCCUUCCCCCCACUCCCGCUGAUGGGUUUUCUGAUGCUAUGGUGUUUGCCUUGUCUAGAAUGUCGGGGAAACGGAGUUGCCGAUGGGGCCCUCGCGCCUUCUUCCUCUCGGCUUAAUGCUUUGGGUCACCCACGUGCGUGUGUCACCAGCGUGUCCCCUUGUCUCGCAGAGUAGCGCUCCGUUGCACGGGUGGGUGACCCACGGCAGCUUCCCCGCUUUUUGAAGCGAGUUGUUCGCGCCCGUGAGUGGUUUCCGGCCCGGGGUCUCCGGCUUGUUUGCACGGCUGCUUCCUGUGUCUCCCGAGGCUCCUUUUCCAGAUGCCAGCUGUGCCCACAGUGGUUCUUUGUGGUCCAUUUGAGGCUUUUGUGCAGAAAGGGGCCAGGGAAGAGGGGGGAAGGGGGCCUCCCACUUGUGUCACACUGUCGGCUGGCAAAUCCACGCACUCCCGGGGACCCUGGCUUCAACCCCCCGCCGUGGCCCCGGGGAAGGCACUGAGCAUUAGGGGGUGUGGAAAGCGAACGGACAAAGCGGGGGGUGAGAACUCGGGGCUGGCUCGUCAGCGGCCUUCCCCUGGAUCUGUGUCGCUUCCUUGGGCUGCAGGUGUCCGUUCUGGUCUCCCCAGGCUCCUCCAGCUACUUCGAACGCUGUCCCCUUCUUGUCUCCAGUCCCUCACCUGACACCCGGUCGUGCCUGGCCUGGGCCCCACGGGCGCCGUCGUGCACGCUGGGGUCUGGAACCUGCCCGAGAGGGGUACCCUGGCACUUCUCUGUGUAGACGCAAAGCAGAGCUAACAUUAAAGAGUUUCCUGAGCUGGUGAGAAUGAGGCAGUUCCUCCCGGGCCCCUGAAGGAAGCAGAAGUCAUUACCUUUUGGGUCUCGUCCGCCCAUCUUUGAUCGCGUGUGCUGAGGUCUUCGGGCGUGAAGAACGCGUCUCUUCCCGUGAGGUUCCUGUCACUGCCGGAGCCUCAUUCAGCUGGCGGUCACAUCGAGCCAGGCGUGUGCCUGCGGCCCGCUGGGUGGUGGCCAGUGGUGACGGAGUUAGGACCAAACCCCACUAACGCCGGGCAGGCUAUGGGCGUGACCCCCAAGGUAAUGACUCCACCAACCGUGUCUUGCUUAGGUCCUGCUCAGUGGAAGGUGAGCCCUUGAAGGCAACCAGGCACACACCCCCCCCCCCCCGCCCCCAGCAAACAGAAGACAUUCCUGGGUCCAGGCCAGGUGAAGGUGUUGGCCGUGGAGCCCAAGUCUGCAGGGUCCCAUGCUUCGUGGGCGCCUCUGGGUCGAGAUGUGCCAGGAAGGACUCCCAACAUCCCCCCCACCCCCGCGGGAGAAUUUUUUUUUGUGGACGGUGAAGGACCCAAUCCUGUUGCAACAGGCUUGGGUGGGAAUAAGACGGGUGACGACAACCGAUGGUUCGUUUUCCUUGACCCUUUAGAUGCUGGCGCGUGGCCCUGUCUGGAGCCUUUCUGUUGGGAGGGUUCUCUGACGGAGACGGGUGGCGGUGGCCUUCGGAUCUCUCUGUGUGCCGUUCCGGGGACAUUGAUCCUUGGUGUUUGAGAGACGUUUCUAGUAGGAUUGCAGUGGUGGAAUGCAAAAGGUCUGGGCUAGCAGGUGCCGUAAUGGGGACGGUGUGACGUGGGGACAGAGAAGGAAAGCAUAUGGCGUCAGGGCAAGAGCACUGGACUGGCCCCACUUUGCUGCCUCAUUCGUCCUGUAACCCAAAGUGAAGUCACAUUCCCUCCCGAGACUUCUGCACUCCCCUGUCAAGCGGAGACUGGCCCUUUCUGGCAUUGCACUCAGCAGACUGGCUCUUAGCAGCCACGUGGACCCAGGAACAGACAUAUAAAGGGACACCAGCCGUCCUUGGUGACGGGGGGUCCCAAAUUGGCAUCACUUCCCUUCCCUUCCUUUCCCUUCCCUUCCCUUCCCUUCCCUUCCCUUCCCUUCCCUUCGGAAGAGGAGAUGGGGGCCGGGGGCAGGGGCAGCCCUUUCACAGACGAGCACAUCAGCAAAGCCCGUGACAGUGGAAUUUUCUAACAAAAUAAACUUGCUUAUUUGGUCUGUUUUCUGUAACUUUUGCUAAAUACUUUAUACAUUUUUAAUGUUAAAAAGCUGCGUCUCCUGCCAGCAUUGCUCAUCCUGGUAUGAAUGUGUUUACCCCACAUUGUAUAUCCUUCCUUCCUCUGGCUGCCUAGAUCAGUAAAUAACAUCGAUGUACCAUAAUUUAUAAGUAACACUGUUGAAACUCUGAUCCCUAUGGAGGCUGUAACUCGCCCUUUCCUCCGGUCCCCCGGCUGCCCCCCGCCCCGUCCCCCGUAAUAGCAUUUGUGUGUAUUAAUGCUAAAGAACUAAUGUUUAAAGGGUUUAAAUUUUGAAGGCGUUUGCUAUAUAUAAUUGUUCUGCAUUAUUAUAAAGCGUUUUCAGGAAGUUAAA
Panthera uncia (snow leopard) is the source of this 9737-nucleotide messenger RNA. RefSeq names its product growth arrest specific 7 (gene GAS7). Gene Ontology annotation, cellular component: plasma membrane; cytoplasm; actin filament. Gene Ontology annotation, biological process: neuron projection morphogenesis; actin filament polymerization. The record is from RefSeq and is a predicted model, not a curated record. Lineage: Eukaryota; Metazoa; Chordata; Mammalia; Carnivora; Felidae. The transcript is spliced from 14 exons. Gene Ontology annotation, molecular function: actin filament binding. Bases 2181 to 3530 code for a protein of 449 amino acids.